AUGUCUCAAAUCACAGCCAGAUGUCAUAUUAAUUUAACUAUAGUAGACAAACAAAAUAAUGAAAACAUUGAUGACUCAGAUACUGACACAAACAGAGAAGACUGUGAAAAAUCAAAGGACAAUGAAAUGACAGAAGACGCUGUUAAGUAUUUAGCUGGAUGGGUAGCUAAAAAAAAUAAACAAAAGUUUCCUGAACUUGGUUGUACUACAACAGAAUCAAAAAUAUCUAGCAUUAAUGAACAUGACUAUCUACUUCCUUUAUGGAUUGAUUGUUUAUCAUAUGGUGGCCUGAUAGUCCAUAGUAAUGACUUUAAAAAACACAUUUUUAGAGCUGAAAGAAUUUUAAAAAAAAUUACUAAGUAG
Cinara cedri is the source of this 363-nucleotide messenger RNA. Lineage: Eukaryota; Metazoa; Arthropoda; Insecta; Hemiptera; Aphididae. The record is from the annotation of a GenBank genome assembly.